AUGGUGGGUGCUGGCAGAGAGGAGCGAUCCAUGGCAGCAGCUUUUGCAGCAAGGGGAGCAGCAACAGCAGGAGGGGAAGGAGCAGCAGCACCACCAAUAGGGGGGGGCACUGCAGCUGGAGUGGCGAGCGGGAGAAGCACUGUGGGAUCUGGUCCGGUCAAGAAGGCAAGCAUUGGAACAGCAACAACAACAGCAGCAGCAGCAGCAGCAGCCACGGCCGGGGGUCCUGGUGGUGCCACUUCUGUGGUGGACCUAUCCUCAUCACAGCUCAAAUCCCAAGUGCUGCGUGUGGGGGGCCUUCCUACUACCACCCCUGUGCAGACAAUCAUCAGUGCAUUCAGCAAAGUCGGCAGAGUUGGGCAUGUGGGCCUUUCAAGUGGAACCUUCCUCCUCACAUUUGACUCGGUCCGCACAGCCACUGUUGCCAAGCGCAUGAUGCAUCGGUCCUUGCUAGCAGGGCAUCAGAUCACAGUGGAUUUUUCUCGCCAAUAA
This is a messenger RNA of Closterium sp. Yama58-4, 492 nucleotides long. NCBI's taxonomy places the organism in Eukaryota, Viridiplantae, Streptophyta, Zygnematophyceae, Desmidiales, Closteriaceae. The record is from the annotation of a GenBank genome assembly.